AUGUAUGCUCUGAGGGCCAGGGCCUUUCCGUUUGGAUUGCAUGGAAGCUUGUUCGAGAAGCAGCAGAGUGGUAAAAUGGUUCCGGAAAUAAGCACUCCGCCAUUAGGAUCAUGUGGAGCUGCUAUUGCCAAAGACGAUUCACCACAAACACUAGCUAAAAGACCACCAUGUAGACGUCCUCGAUUACAAAACUCAGAAGAUGUAACCCACAGUACACUCCCUUGA
Molecule: messenger RNA, 225 nt
Organism: Brassica oleracea var. oleracea
Lineage: Eukaryota; Viridiplantae; Streptophyta; Magnoliopsida; Brassicales; Brassicaceae
Exons: 2
Coding region: 1-225 (74 amino acids)
Source: RefSeq, a predicted model, not a curated record